This is a messenger RNA of Peronospora matthiolae, 723 nucleotides long. Lineage: Eukaryota; Oomycota; Peronosporomycetes; Peronosporales; Peronosporaceae. The record is from the annotation of a GenBank genome assembly.
AUGGUGUCAAAGGCCAUGCGAUGUGCUGCCGAAGCAGCAAGAAAGGCGGUUGCACGCAUGCGUGCAGCCGAAGAGAGUUUUUCUAUUGCUUCAGCAGCAGGUGAUCCUUCGCCAACUGUUGCGAUUCAGAAUUGGGCGGUGCCUGUUGUAAACAGUCCACGCGGUGAGUCACCACGUGCGACAGAUACAUCCGCUGCGUCUGCAGCGGGUGCUGCGAUUCGCGAUGUGGAUGAGCCUGAGAUAGAGCUGAUCUGUUCUAGCGAGUCGGAUGAUGCAUCCGAGUUGAAGGCGGCGCCUCCCGCCUCCGGAUCAUCCGGGGCGGACACUGCAAGAGCCAGAUUGUCUGGCUCUGGUCAAUGUGGCGGCAUCAUGCUCGAGAUCUUCAGAUCGAGCAAUUGUUCCGACGAAUCCUCGCCUCACGCGAGUUCACCCGACGAUAGGUUGCGUGGUGAUGGUGGCGAUGCCUCUGAGCAUCGCCACGAGCGAAUUAACUCGAGAGACCGAGCUGCCACUGGUGUCAGUGUGGUGAAGUCGAUCUCACAAAAUUGCUUGUAUGAGUGUCGAUCUUCCACUUGCCCAGACUUGCCGACUCACGGAGGGGGUACUCCGAUCCGUGCCUUGCUGUAUGACCUUGUGCUCACCUUGUGUACCCGUCGGUUGGGCUGGCUUGAGCUCUUCGUAACGGCCUUGGGAGAUGUCGAUCUCGCUGAGAGGUUGGGUUGA